Pangasianodon hypophthalmus (striped catfish) is the source of this 1983-nucleotide messenger RNA. RefSeq names its product coiled-coil domain containing 24 (gene ccdc24). The transcript is spliced from 9 exons. NCBI's taxonomy places the organism in Eukaryota, Metazoa, Chordata, Actinopteri, Siluriformes, Pangasiidae. The coding region runs from base 117 to 1364 and encodes 415 amino acids. The record is from RefSeq and is a predicted model, not a curated record.
AAUUUCACUGUUUCUCGUUUGUAGCUGAAAUCUCGCGAUAGUUUGUUCCUAGCAACGCGCUGUUUACAUCGAUACAGGAAGCGGCGAGGGAAUUAGAGUGCACAGAAUGGUGUUAAAUGAAUGAUGUCAGUGGCUUAAUGGAGCCUGUCCAGCAGCAGCAGUGUGUAUGGAGCCUGAUAAAGGAGUGUGUGCCAGACUCUGAGCUUCCUGAGAUAAGGGCUAUACUUGGGGAUGCACUCAUAGACAUGUACACAGAAAUCCACUCUGAGGUGCAGAUGUGGGAGCAGAUGUGGCAUGAGGUGCAUGAUGGAAAAUCCCAGAUGCCCCAUUCCUCUCUUGCUGACCCUCCAGCUGUUAAAGAGCUGCUGCGUUCUGAGCUCCAGCUGCUGCUGCUCAGUCUGAGACAGCAAGCCGUUACACUGGGCAGAGAUGGAGAUGAAGUCAUGUCCCGGUACAGUCCCAGGGUGGUGAGUUAUGCACUCGGCACAGAGAGACAGCGAAGUCCAGACAGCACUGAGUGUACAGCAUCAACUAGCAGGCCUGAGUCCAGCAGGUCAAGCUCAAGGCUAUCGUCUCACUCCAGCAUUGAAGAUGAAAUUGAAGCUCUGCGCCAUAAACUGAACAUCACCCAUAUAAACGAGGUUGUGUCCCAUCUAAAAUCAGUUCUUACUGAGGAGUGUGAAGUUCUGAAAAAUGAUGUUCUGUUGCUGCAGGAGAGUGUGGAGUUGGAAUAUCUGAAGCAGAGCGGCUUCAUGGAGCCCACUCUAACAGAGCUGAAAAAGGAACGGCGACUUAUCCAGCAAGACUUGGAAGCCCUGAAUCUGAUGAAUGACUCUACAUGCACAGAUAAGCUGAAGCCUGAUGUUUCUCAGAUUCCCAGCAGAGAAAUGAAGCUGACUGGUUUGGCAAAUGACUCUGAGAAGAAGCAGUCAGUCUCACCAGUCUCACCUAAAACAGAUUUUCUUCAACCAAAGCCUCCUCCAGCUGUAGCACUACACGAUAACAGACCCGCUCUCCUGGGCAAAACCAGGCACAGAAUUUCUCUUAAGGUUACACAACUUCCAGGGUCGUCCCCAAAUCCUCCACAGGAACUGGAUUUGGAGAACUCUCAUAUCCAGCCAGUGCCGCAAAUUAGCUCUGCUUCUUCAGCCACUGUACAGAGUUCUCCAAGUGAGUCGAAAAUUGCAUUUGUAGGAUCUGCAACCUGUAGACUUAAAGACAGGGCACUGGCUGGGCAUUUCAGAGCUGCCCCGACACCACUGAUACCUGCCCCACCUGCAGGGCAGAGAGCCACCAGCAGGGGGCAGCGGGUGGGCAGACGCCUGGCACUCCAUCAGACAGGAAACCUGCUCAGUGCCACCUGAACGCACCAGCUCCAUAUUCUCUCAGAUUAAACUGCAUGAUCUGGCAGCUGGCUUAGACGUAUUAUUUACAUUAUAAACUUUAUAGUAGAGGUUUAACAAAAGACACCGCAUGUUUACACAUUUAUUUCAUACAUGCAAUGCAAUUAAACAGCUCAGUUAUUCCAUAAAAGGCACACAGACAGUUGAUCUUUAAAAUAAACUUUAUUUUACCAUUUGAAAUUGAACCAUUUAAGAUACACAGCUGAUGCGACUAAGACAAUGUUUGAUGCAAUUUGGCCCUAAGAUUCCAAAGACAUGGUUAGAUAUGUUUGAUAGAAAGUUCUGAGCUCAUUUUCAUGGUGCUUUACUCUCCCUCCCUGCCCUCACAGUAAUUUCACCAGGACGUGACAGUAGUGAACAAUACAGUAGUGGACACAGACCUGCAGAACCUUUGAGUAGAAGAGAAUGGGUGGGGUUGUAAUAUAUGUUGCUAUUAAACAGCAUAAAAAUGAUCAUGUAAAGUGCUGGAACAGCAUGAAAAUGCAAGAUGAUGCAUUCUGUUCCCAAAUAAAAGGUCUCUUUACGACAGCAAGCAUCUGGAUCAAAAAAAAAAAAUCACAGUUUUAGUUAUGCUUUACUG